AAGACGAGGAGAGGUCCUGGCGACGGAGGCCCGCAGGGGACAAAAUGGCGGCGGCGCUGGCGAAGCGAUGGCGCCGGCUGCCCGGGCGGCUGUGCUGGGAUGCCUGGCCCUGCCGCCCCCCGCGCCCGGUGAUAGCGGCGAGGUGUCGCUCCUCCGGCGGCCCCGGAGCCCUCAGCCCCUUCGACCGGCGGCUGAAGAGGAAGCAGAAGAACUGGGCGGCCGCGCAGCCCCAUCCCGAGCAGUGCGAGUACCUGCGCCACGAGGUUGGUGGGAGAAUAGCAGACCGUGUCUUUGAUAUUUCUAGGACUUUCUCGCUUGCUUUGGACCUUGGUUGUGGACGAAGCUACGUAGCUCAGCAUUUAAACAAGGAUGUGGUUGAAAAGUUUUGCAGAGCUGACAUUGCAGAAAAUGCGCUGAAAAACAGCAUGGAAUCAGAGAUACCCACGGUCAGUGUUGUAGCGGAUGAAGAAUUCCUUCCUUUCAAAGAGAACACAUUUGACCUGGUCGUCAGCAGCUUAAGCUUGCAUUGGGUGAAUGACCUUCCCAAAGCCUUGCAUGAGAUACAUCAAGUCCUGAAACCCGACGGAGUGUUUGUUGGGGCCAUGUUUGGGGGAGACACCCUCUACGAGCUUCGCUGUUCUUUGCAGCUGGCAGAACUGGAAAGAGAAGGUGGAUUUGCUCCACACGUGUCUCCUUUUACUGCUGUCAGCGAUUUGGGACAUCUGCUAGGAAGAGCCGGCUUCAACACGCUGACCGUGGAUACAGAUGAAAUUCAAGUUAACUAUCCUGGGAUGUUUGAACUUAUGGAUGAUCUACAAGGUAUGGGAGAAUGCAUUGCUCCACCUGGAGUAGGAAGAGCCGGAAAUCACACCACAGGGAAACCAUAUUUGUGGCUUGGCAAAAUGAGUAUACAAGGUAAUAGCGGGAAACAGUGACGGGACAGUACCUGCCACCUUUCAGAUCUAUUACAUGAUAGGAUGGAAGUUUCAUGAAUCACAGGCAAGGCCAGCCCAGAGAGGUUCUGCAACAGCGUCAUUUGGAGACCUUAAAAAGAUUAACGCAUCUGCGGCAGGAAGGAAAAAACUUUGAGGUGUGGCGUGACAGUCUUGGAUGCCCCAGAUUCAUAAAUCAUCACUGUAGACACUUUUUGGCAGUCGGUUUUGAAAAGUGCACAACAUUGAGACUUCCUGACGUAUUAACUUGUGUCCUGGAGAUAAUACACGACGCUUGGCUUUUCUCUUUUUUCAUUGGUUGUGCUCAUUUUUGUAAACUGUGUGAAUUUUAUUUUGUGAAGCGUCUGCCAAAUAAAAUUGUGACAUCUUGUGGUGGUGUAAA
Messenger RNA from Sphaerodactylus townsendi, 1335 nucleotides. RefSeq names its product NADH:ubiquinone oxidoreductase complex assembly factor 5 (gene NDUFAF5). Gene Ontology annotation, biological process: mitochondrial respiratory chain complex I assembly. The coding region runs from base 45 to 935 and encodes 296 amino acids. Gene Ontology annotation, molecular function: S-adenosylmethionine-dependent methyltransferase activity. Lineage: Eukaryota; Metazoa; Chordata; Lepidosauria; Squamata; Sphaerodactylidae. Gene Ontology annotation, cellular component: mitochondrion. The record is from RefSeq and is a predicted model, not a curated record. The transcript is spliced from 11 exons.